AUGGACUCGCUGGAGCUUUUUGGGGAGAUUCUGGAGCCUCAAAACAACUGGGAAAACAAUUGGGAUGAGGAGUGCGACCGUGAGGUGGCCGCUGUCACUUGGAAGGUUGAAACGGAGCCCCUUGUCAAGAAAUCAUCGCAAAAAUCAAAAUUGAAAUCACUUUCAAAAAAGAUUUCUGCCUCUGCUCCUCAGCUAGAAUUUCAUUCCACAGAGCCGAAGGAACCGCCGUUGCUUUUCUCCUGCAGUAGAUGUCUUUUCAUGUGCUCGGACAAGAACUUCCUCGUCGCGCAUUCAAUUAUUGAGCAUGAAGAAUCCUGCACCGAGUUCAGCAAAGGCGACGAGAAAGAAGUCUUUGUAGAGAGGAGCGAAGCAGCCAAGAAAAUUAUCGCGGUUGUGAAACAUGUGAUCAUGGAAUCCAUCACAAGAGCCAGAUGCGACACGGAAAUCAUUCUUGAAGAGGCAAAUGAGGCUCAACUUGUGUCCAUGAAUGAUAUUGCUAGAUCGAUCGUCGAUUCUACCGUCACCGUCGAGCCAGAAGCCUGUUCGGAUGAGCAUGGUGCCGACAAUGUGUUUAAUUCGUCGCUCGGUUCGGAGCGCGACUUGGAAGAAAUGCUCCCUUCUCAAGCAAAAAGACGCAAAAAAGCACAGCCACGAAAGUUGCAGAUUGAAAAUGAAGAUUUGAACGACACUACGAACAAGUCACAAUUCGCUCAGGCCUCCGAUGUGGUGACGCUAGUUGAGGCGCGGGAUCCUGAAUCGGACGAUGAAAAAGCUCCUAACAAUACUACCUCUUUUAUUGACUCUUUCACCGGUUUAACUAAACCUCUCUGCCCUUUAUGUCAUCAAGAGUUCGAUAGUCAAAUGCAUUUGGGCACCCACUUGGAAGAUAUCCACAUGAGUUGGAUUUCGCCGCAAAUGACCUUAUACACUGAUAGCUCUAAUAGUAUUCCAAUCGUGCCCUUUUCGUCGAUCACUGCUGGGUCAACACAGCAUUCGCAAGGCGCGAUGGAACCCUGGAGAUUACGGCACGGUCGCAGUUGUAACAAAAACUCGUCAAAAAAGACGAAAAACUGGCGCAAUAUCAAGUGCAAUCUCUGCAUAAAAAAACCGAAAAUGUCCCUAUCGGAAUUCAAGACGCACAUGACCAAUACCCAUCAUUACCGCAGAGCCUAUUGCUGCCAUCAAUGCUCUACUUCUUUCAAAAGUCUCGAAGCAUUCGUCGAGCACAAUCGAAUUCAUGAGCAAAGACCGUUUUCCUGCGAUGUCUGUGACUUGACCUUCAAAACUAAGCGAGAACAGAACGAACACCGACGAAGCGAAAGCCACCAAAAAGCGAUCUUAGAACAAGGUCAGCCAGAUAACGUCGACAUUGUCUACGAAGAAACCUCGCCGAUAAAAUGUCCGAGCUGUGAUUUCCGCUGUCAUGAGAUGUCCUUGCUGGCAAAACACUUGCGUGAAGAAUCCCACUUUCAUCCUUGUGAAUAUCAGGGCUGUAACGGGUUUUUCAGGUCAAAAGAAAAUCUCACUAAUCAUAUUGCGACUGCUCACGAAGGACAUGGAGCUUUCUUGUGUGAUCUAUGUGGGAAAUCCUUCCGUCUACAUGCUACUCUUUUACGCCAUAAAGGCCGAAAUCAUAAUCAGAAGAAUAUCAAGAAAUGUUCGUUCUGUCCUGCUCAGUUUGCUGACAACUACAAGCUCACUCGACACAUUAGGUCGAUCCACUCGAAGGAAAAACCCUUCAAAUGCGAUUUUCCCGGAUGCGAUAAAGCUUUUGCUCGGAAAGAUAAGCUACAGGACCACAAAUGGAGUCACUCAAAGUCAAAAAUGUUUAUUUGUCAUGUUUGCGACCGAGCGUAUCUCCGCCCCGACUGUCUAAAAGCACAUGAAAAGAUUCAUCUAGCGACCUUCAAGCAUCUCACUUGUCACUUGUGCGACGCAAAGUUCCAAACAAAAGAGCUUUACAGUCGUCAUCUAAAGAGCUUACACGAUGUCGACAUUGAGGACAAUGUUAAGCGUAAACGGACAAAGUCGCGAAAGAGUCAAAAUGAAAAGAAAGCCCCUGUAAUUGUAUCCAACGAGAAGAGCAUUGCUAGCGAUAUUUUGGUAUCCGCGAUUGCGAGCCAGUUAAGCAUACCGGAAGUGUUUCCACCACGUAUUCCCAAUUUCGAAAGCGAAAUUCCCGUCUCCAACUCUCAGUACACUCUGACCGUAAACAAAGCGCGCUUAACUGACUUGCAACCAGUCGAAGUGCUUGUUGGUGGCUCUGGCGCUGUGCAAUCUAUUCAUCCCGUCAAUUUGAAAUUCCCCAAGUUGGAUUCUAUUUCUCAUCCAUCUAUUUCACAGCCCUCAGAGGAGGCGAAUAAUUCUAAUUCCUGCUCACCGACCAUCCUGCAGCCUGUUCAAAGAUUGCAGCCAGUGGAAACCCCUGAUGCCCCACAGUUCAGUCACUUUAGUUUGGCUGACGACAACUGGACUCACACCGAUCCUUCUAUUUUCCUCAAUAGUCGCCCUUCGAUGGUUUCUGUUGAUUCAAAGUUCAUUGACCCAUCUCGUUCCAACAACUUUUUGGCGUCUCCAAAGUCUGAAUAA
This is a messenger RNA of Oikopleura dioica, 2589 nucleotides long. The record is from the annotation of a GenBank genome assembly. NCBI's taxonomy places the organism in Eukaryota, Metazoa, Chordata, Appendicularia, Copelata, Oikopleuridae.